Huiozyma naganishii CBS 8797 is the source of this 927-nucleotide messenger RNA. RefSeq lists its product as uncharacterized. The coding region runs from base 1 to 927 and encodes 308 amino acids. The record is from RefSeq and is a predicted model, not a curated record. NCBI's taxonomy places the organism in Eukaryota, Fungi, Ascomycota, Saccharomycetes, Saccharomycetales, Saccharomycetaceae. The transcript has a single exon.
AUGGAGUUGAGAAAGCGUGCGAGGGUGGACUACCGGAAACCAGAUUCUCGGGAAUCGAGGGCUCAAACCAAAAAGAUUGAAGAGGAUGCAGCAGCAGCAGCAGCGGCAGCGGCACCUUCGCAGACGAAACGGAAGAAAGUGACGAAACCAGUGGCAGUGCCUGUGCCGGUUAAGAAGAAACGUCCACACCGCGGUGUCAGGAAACCUGCAGAGAACAGAAACGCGAGUAAGUCCGCUUCAGAGGAGCAAAAGAGGAAUGUGAUGGAACAUUUGACGUUGCGGAGACCUGCUAUGAAAUCUGCAUUGGAUCUGCCCCAGGGAUGCCUGCAGCCCGUGCCAGAAUGGGAGUUGCACAGACAGAACCUAAAUAAGUCGAUCCACCGACAGAACCAACUGUUCUACGCUGGGCUGAAGGAACCGAAGCUCAUGGGGAUGAAGCAUUUGGAAAACUUGAAAGUGCCCAACGACAUCCACAUGCUGGCAAAGAUAUCCCAGGGGUUACAGGAGAUGAUACAGAUCCGGGAAUCAUUAGAGAGGCAGAAGACACUGCCGCCGAUGCAGACUGCCCCAGAGAAAGGGAUCAGAUCACAGCAGCUGGUGCAGCUGCUCCUCCGUGGGGUUCGUUUCAGGGGAAAAAUAGAAGAAGCCACGUCCUUAGUCGCACAAUUACACCAAAUCGACACAUCUUACGUUAGAGACGUCAGGUUGGGGAACCUCCCGAACGCCGGUACCAUCGACCCGAACUACAUCAACUUGAACGAGUUGAAGGCGAUCGGCAAAAGGAUAGACAGACCCUUGCUAAAAGAGAGGAAUAAUAACCUAAACUGGCCUCAGAGACCCAAAAAGAAGCAGAAAACAACCCAGAACUGGAACGACAUGCAGACGGCACAGAAAUUCGCUAAAGUCUCACUGUAUAACAUUGUAUAG